AUGCCAGCCAAGAACCGGGACCGCCAAGUACAAGAGGAAGCCAAUCACUUCGUUUCGAAGAAGGCAAACAAUCCCAAGCCAUGCAAUCACCAUAAGCCAUCCUUGGAAGAACUUCAACGCACAACCUUCUCUGAUUAUGUCCGAAAUGUUGUUCUUCAAAAGGCACAGAGAGACGUCGAAUAUUCGGAUAAUGAGGCACCGCGAGUAGAUCGUGAACUUCUGGAAAGAGCCCCAAUUCAUUACAACAAUGGUAUUGCGAAAGUUACUUUACCAUCUGAAUUCAACGACAAAUCGGGCAUAGCAAACGAUGAAAGUGGAAGAGGUCCAGGUUGGGCCGAGGGUACCUCAAUCGGAAAUAUCACACUUCCUUCACCAAUAAAGCAAUGUGUUCGUGGAAUAGGAGGUAUUUAUGAAUUUACUUUUCUCGACCAGUCGCCAAUUAAGGUUUCUGAAUUCCGAAAGCGGGCGGAUCAGUACUUUGCUUCCCAAGUGGGCGGAAAGUCAGACUUGUCUGUAGAAGAGUUGGAGCGUAAGUUUUGGAGGCGACUAGGUCCUACACAAGAACCUUCAAUGUAUGGUGCGGACAUGAAUGGGACUUUAUUCGGAGACGAUGACUGCUUUGGUUGGAAUAUAUCAAAAAUGCGAUCAUGCCUCCAACUUUUACAAGCCGAACAGAAAGAUUGCCAUGAUGAUGGUAUUCCAGGGGUGACCACACCAUAUCUGUACUUCGGGAUGUGGGGAUCUGUGUUUUGUGCGCAUUCAGAAGAUAUGAAUCUACUAAGUAUAAAUUACCUUCAUGCCGGAAGCCCGAAGGUAUGGUAUGCGGUAGCUGGCGGGGAGGAUGCAAAACGAUUGGAACAGUUUUAUGAUAGCAAUUUUCAUGAAGCAAAAUCACAGUGCUCUGAGUAUAUGCGACAUAAACGCUGUCUAAUAUCCCCCAUGAUACUGAAAAAAGCUGGAAUAAAUUUCACAAGGACAGUCCAAUAUCCUGGAGAUGCAAUAAUAACUUUCCCCGGUGGCUACCACUUCGGUUUCAACUCUGGAUUCAACGCAGCCGAGGCAACGAACUUUGCUGUUCCUGAAUGGGUUCCAUAUGGAAAGCUCGCACAUGUCUGCUUAUGUAGACCAGACAGUGUUCGAAUAGAUAUGAAAAGAUUUGAGAGAUUGCUCCUCAAAUACGAGAAAGAAGUAAAGCAAAAGAAGAGAUUGCAAUGGAAAGAUUGGGCGAUGCGGGUUGUGAAGAAGAAAAUGAAGACAGAGCGAAGCCAUGAAUCUGCAAUAUCAAUCGAAGCCGCUGGGAAAAGAAAAUCGACUUCGCAAAGGAAGGAAAUCUGGAUUGAAGUCCAGACAACCUCACGUCAACCAAAAUCUCGAAAACGGAAGCAAGCAUCCAAGAUCGAAGUUUGGCAUCUUGCAAAACCAGGAAGUCGGAAAGCUUUUCACCCUGAUGUACGGGUGCUCUGUCUUACCCCAACCGUCGCUGAUUCGUGUUCUUCAGAUAGUGAAGAGGACGAAGAGGACGAACAUUGUUUUGCUGGAGUAGUUGUUGAAGUGAGGGAGGACCAUGCAAGAAUUCGGGUGGACGGUUGUUCGAAAAAAGACGAUGUUUGGAUGCCACUGAAUAGUCCAAAAUUGUUCCUGGAUGGGGGUAGAUGGGGUGAUGACGGGACUGACGAAGAUCUGCCUCCGCUACAUUAUUGGCGUGAAGAAGAUUCAAAAAGAAGAUGUGUUUGA
Molecule: messenger RNA, 1734 nt
Organism: Cylindrotheca closterium
Lineage: Eukaryota; Bacillariophyta; Bacillariophyceae; Bacillariales; Bacillariaceae
Source: the annotation of a GenBank genome assembly